AUCUGGGAUGAAUAAGUGGUCACUUGUGAGGUGCCAAAUCCCACUAAACUUUUUAUCAAUAGAAGUACCGAGUUCUCUUUUUCUUAAUAGAUAGUAGUAGUAGUACGUUGUAUAGCCUAUUUCUCAUUUGAUAUAUGUAUAUAUAUAACUACUUUACAUUCUUUUAUCUAUUAUGCUUUCACAGGCAGUUGUCUACCGCAUUGGUUAACAGCUGAAUCAGAUGGACGAGGCGAGAAAAGUACAGAAUAAAGAAUAGACACCAAAAAAAACUUCAAGGCUACAACGAAACAGAUUUCUGUGCUGAAUCAGAACUCCAGUAAAACUAAGAAACACAGCCACAAACCGGCAAAGAACUCUGGAAAUAUAUAGAAAAGGUAGACAAAAACCCAGACCGCCCAUGUUUGUUGUGGUUAACAACCCGAAAAACAUAUUUCAAAGAAGGCAAAAACCGGAAGAUUAAUUAUUAGGACGAAAAAUCACGGGGUGUGUAUAACAUUCUGACCAGUUACAUGCCAUAACCAGUAAUAUACCGUAAGACUAUAUAUAUAUAUAUAUAUAUAUAUAUACACACACAUAGAGAGAAGGAGAGGAGGUUUAUACAUAUAUAUAUAGGUGUGAAUAUACACAUAUGACUUAAUAUAACGACAGUUCUUCAUUGCCAGAAUGACAUUUUUCGGUGAUUCCACGUAUUUAUUCCCUGCAAUUACUGACCAAGGCCACAUAGAAGUUGUCCAACUUCUUCAUGCCAGUCGAUACAUCGUCAAAUUCUUAGAAGGCUUUGGAACUACUUUCUCACCAAUUCGAUCUGAUAUUACUGGAAACAUUGAGAAACUACAAACCAAGUAUGACACAGACCCUGCUACCUUCUCCCACCUUGAAGCAAUGUUCUUGGAUGAACAAGAGAACAAGACAACAAACUAUGCUGGUAUCAGUGGACUCUGGUUGAAGAGAGCUCUAGAAUUCAUAUACGUUUUUCUGUCUGGAUAUUUGGAAGAACACAAAGCUGGAAAAGCAUCUCAGUCACUACAUCCACUCAUUCAAAAAUCCUAUGAUGAAACACUUAGUCAAUACCACGGAUGGCUUGUACAGAAACUAUUUUCAAUUAUUUCAAUAGCAGCCCCAAGCCGUACGGGCCUUAUGAACAUUUUGUGUAACGGUACCAACUUAGAUGAAGAACAGUUCAUUAAUGACCUUCAGGUGUAUCUGGACUCGUUAUCAAGCAACCUGGAAGUAUUUAAGUCUCUUUUGAUCGAGUAUAACCUGGAGAACAAUGACAAAGUGUAACAUCGUCACAGCAGAGCACAGCGGUGGUGGAUCCUCAUGCGACAUUGUUUUCAGCAUGGUGCAGUGACAGUGAUGGCACAGAGCAGUGGCACAUGACUGAUUAUUGAACUACAUAUUCUGAAUAAAUUUGUAAAAUUAAGGGGGAAAAAAAAAACGUUUUCAUUUCUUUAAGAA
Molecule: messenger RNA, 1458 nt
Organism: Octopus sinensis (East Asian common octopus)
Lineage: Eukaryota; Metazoa; Mollusca; Cephalopoda; Octopoda; Octopodidae
Product: glycolipid transfer protein
Exons: 6
Coding region: 664-1284 (206 amino acids)
Biological process (GO): intermembrane lipid transfer; ceramide transport
Cellular component (GO): cytosol; cytoplasm; membrane
Molecular function (GO): ceramide 1-phosphate binding; ceramide 1-phosphate transfer activity
Source: RefSeq, a predicted model, not a curated record